AUGUGUGUUGUUUUCCUCACUAUUCUGCUUUCCAUCAUCACCACUAGUCCUCUAGCCCAUGCUCAAUUCGGUCUUGGUGGUAUUUUUAAUCCCAUUCUUGGCCGACCCAUUGUACCACCCGUUGGUGGUCAAGUACCACCCAUUGGUGUUGGCCAAUUACCCAUUCCCAAUUUUCUUGGUCCUCUUGUUGGUCCCAUUCUUGGUCCCAUUGCUGGUCCCAUUCUUGGUCCCAUUCUUGGCCAACCCAUUAGACCACCCGUUGGUCAAGUACCACCGAUUGUACCACCGGUUGGUCAAGUACCACCCAUUGUACCACCGGUUGGUCAAGUACCACCGAUUGUACCACCCGUUGGUCAAGUACCACCCAUUGUACCACCCGUUGGUGGGCAAAUAGUUAAUAUAACUAUAGUGGGGAGUUUGUCUUGCUCCGUGCCGGGAAGUAAUGUCCCAGGCCCCGGAGUCAGUGGAGUAAAUGUGACGAUUAUUUGUGGCAACACAACCAUUGCUCAAGCGUCCACAAAUAGUCAAGGCAUUAUUAAUGUUUCAGUGAUGACCACUACAAGUGUUUUGUCAGGAAAUACAUGUAUUGCAAGGAUUCCUCUCCCAAUUGCUAAUUGUACUUUGACUCCCAACACAGGAACCCUUGUAGCUCCCGUCAUCCUUAUUGGAAACUUAAUUCAGGAUUUGGUUGGUCUAACUUUCGCAGCAAUUUUCGGGAUACUUUCUUCUCUAGCAACAGUCACUUUGAGUUGA
Messenger RNA from Solanum stenotomum, 753 nucleotides. RefSeq names its product SH3 domain-containing protein C23A1.17-like. The transcript has a single exon. The record is from RefSeq and is a predicted model, not a curated record. NCBI's taxonomy places the organism in Eukaryota, Viridiplantae, Streptophyta, Magnoliopsida, Solanales, Solanaceae. The coding region runs from base 1 to 753 and encodes 250 amino acids.